AUGUCGUUCCAAAGGCUCAUUCGCCAUGUACCCUCCCUAGUUGCUUCAGGGUUGGUCUUGGCCAGAUGGUCUCACAGACCUUUAGUAAAGCGUCUAUACACAACAAAAUCAACACCAAGGUUUAUUUCAGUCCAGUCUAGUCGAGCAGCUGUAUCUUCUCAAGGUGCUUCUAGCCAUGAUAGCUCGACACAAGACUCUAGAGCUUCUGAGAUCAAGGAUGCAAAGUUGAUUUUUAACCAGGCAUGGAAACAUAUCGAAGACCAUUAUGGAAGAGAGAACAUUCACCUUCCACGUGAGUUCAUAUUUUUGAUGGGUGCACCUGGUUCUGGCAAAGGUACCCACACACCUUCCCUCUUACGUGCACGCGGUAUUACCAACUCUCCAAUUUCCAUAUCUCAGUUACUUCAAACACCCGAGUGCAAAGAGCUCAUAAACCAGGGACAGAUGAUAUCCGAUCGUUAUGUGAUCGAGUUACUUUUGCACGCUUUGCUAAACUGUGACCCAACUGUCGGUAUUCUUGUUGAUGGGUUUCCACGAACUGAUGUUCAAGUGGAGGCUCUCAAGAUGCUUCAUGAAAAGAUGACCGAAUUAAGAUCUGAGUUUUACAAUACGGAUCGGCGUGACCAAUUCCCUCGACCCGUGUUUCGUAUUGCAGUAUUGUAUGUGGAUGAAGAGAUAUCUCUCCAGAGACAACUGGCGCGCGGAAAGAUGAUUCGAGAACAUAACGCGCAGAUAAAAAAGACAGGACAAGGCGAAUUGUGGGAAGAGAGAGUAACAGACAACGACGAGACCGUUAUUCGUGAGCGUUAUUCUAUCUUUAAAGCACAUUAUGGCUCUCUUUUGAAACUUUCCAAGAUGUUUCCUUUUCAUCUCAUUAAUGCUACCGGAUCUAUCAAAGAAGUUUUGGAUAUUAUCAUGAAAGAAUUCGAGUAUCAAUCUUCUCUUGAAUUGGACUCUGAUACAUAUGAUGCGAUAUCUCACAUCCCACUGGCAUCCAAGAUUGGUAUUCAUGCGCGACUGGAUCUAAUAAGUCGCUUGGAACAUUACCAAGAUACUGAACCUAGCACGAUGAAACAAGCAAUCGAGUAUAUUGAUGAGCACGUUACUCCUCACAUUGUUCGCCACUCGAUCAGUGGCCACGCUAUGAUUAGAACGGAGAAUCAAUUAUUGGAUGAUUCUCAUUUUGUAAACAUCGUAAUGGAUGUUUUGUCAGAGCGUGGCUAUCACGUAUCAUUUGAUAGCCGCGAGCGCUAUGUACCCACCGCUGUUGAUCUCAAGACAGGAAAAAUAAAUCUAGAAACCCACCAUAUUCAUGUCUUGACUAUCGAUUUCCCAAAGCAUUAUAUCCGUGCAUUAGAGCAAAAGUUUAGCUAA
Molecule: messenger RNA, 1374 nt
Organism: Phycomyces blakesleeanus NRRL 1555(-)
Lineage: Eukaryota; Fungi; Mucoromycota; Mucoromycetes; Mucorales; Phycomycetaceae
Exons: 10
Coding region: 1-1374 (457 amino acids)
Biological process (GO): nucleobase-containing compound metabolic process
Cellular component (GO): mitochondrion; cytoplasm
Molecular function (GO): AMP kinase activity; ATP binding
Source: RefSeq, a predicted model, not a curated record